AUGAAGUCAUCGCUUAUGCUGCUCUCUGGCGCCUCGAUCGCCUUGGCCCUGCCCAAGCUCGACAUCGUAGUCGAGACUGAGCUUGUCUACUACACUGUCACCCAAGAGGUCACGACCGUUCAGACCGUCCCUGUGGAUGCCAACGUCCACGUUAAGAACCCUCCAGUCAAGGUGGUCCCAACCACCUCCACUGUCAUUCCAGUGGUUACGGUCACCGUUGACCCCGCCGAGCUUGCCCCGACUCCGACCUCCACGAGCACCAGUGUCGCGGUUGCUACUCCAUCGGCGGCUACCCAGGCUGCGGCUUCCGCUGCGCCCUCGGAUCUGGCCAGCACUGCUGUCUAUCACCACAACAUCCACCGUACAAACAACUCUGCGCCUGCCAUGACCUGGGGCAGCUCUUAUGCGGGCUAUGCCGCCACUGUCGCCAAGUCCUGCAAGUUUGCGCACGACCUCACCCCCGGUGGUGGCGGUUACGGCCAAAACAUCGCCAUGUACGCAUCUACAGAUGCCUCGUCCUUGACAGAGGAGACAGUCAUGGCCCAGGCCAUCACGGACAUGUGGUACAACGGCGAGCUCAACCUUUACCCUUCAAGUGCCUACGGCCAGGCGAACCCCGACUUCACCAACUUCGAGGCAUGGGGUCACUACUCUCAGAUCGUUUGGGUCGGCUCCCAACAAGUUGGUUGUGCCGCCCAGUACUGUGCCCCUGGCACCAUGAACCCUACCAUGGGUGCUUGGUACAGCGUCUGCAACUACUACCCUGCUGGAAACGUUAACGGCGCGUACGGCAAGAACGUCUUGCCGCCCACAAACCAAGCCACUGUCAACGUCAACGUCGCGGCGUAA
Messenger RNA from Diaporthe amygdali, 849 nucleotides. RefSeq names its product scp-like extracellular protein. The transcript has 3 exons. The coding region runs from base 1 to 849 and encodes 282 amino acids. Gene Ontology annotation, cellular component: extracellular region. NCBI's taxonomy places the organism in Eukaryota, Fungi, Ascomycota, Sordariomycetes, Diaporthales, Diaporthaceae. The record is from RefSeq and is a predicted model, not a curated record.